CUUCAGCGGCUUCUAAUUAAAGCCGGCGUGGAGCCCUCGGGACCCGCCUGACGUCGGCGGCGCGGGCAUAAGAGGCGCCGGGGUCCGAGGCGGCCGCUGUGCAGCGCGCGCAACGGCAGAGCGGCGCGUGAGAGUCCUGCGCGUCCUGUGAGCCCCGCAGUGCGCGCUCCGCCGGCCCGGGCGCCGCGAGGCAUGGACUAGCGGCACCCGGGGACGGACACCGGAGUACGCCCGAAGCUCCGGAGCAGCUCAUCCCUCCAGCCAGCGAGUUCCGGGCGCACGGACCUCCCAGCCUGCCUGCCGAGCGCACGAUGCGCGGGCCCGGGCGCCCCCUCCUCCUGGGGCUGCUGCUCGUGCUGGGCGCAGCGGGGCCCGGCCGGGGAGUCACCGAGCCCCGAGAGGCCGCGGACAGACAGACGCUGCUGCGGCUCAUCGUGGAGAUCAUCCAGGAGCUCAAGAAGUACCACUCGGGGGAGUCCAAGCGACUGCAGCCCCCGGGCCCGCAGGACGCCGCUCCGGGCCGCAGGGAGGCGUCGGACUACGGGCCGGACCCCGAGGAGCAGCGGGCGGAAAUCGUCCCCCGGGACCUGAGGAUGAAGGACAAGUUUCUGAAGCACCUGACAGGUCCGCUCUACUUCAGCCCCAAGUGCAGCAAGCACUUCCACAGGCUCUACCACAACACCAGAGACUGCACCGUCCCGGCAUACUACAAGAGGUGUGCCCGGCUGCUGACCCGGCUGGCUGUGAGUCCCGUGUGCAUGGACGGAUGAGCCGCGAGCGACCGCGGAGCAAACCCUGCCAAGUGCCUUGGAGACCGACGGGGACUCGGAACCAGCCGCCGGCACGAGCGUGUCCCAGGAAGAGAGCUUUAUUUUUGCAGACUUCCACAGUUCCUGGCGUGUCGUGGGUUGUGGGCAGCGUCUGCGGACACGCACUCGGUCCGUCCGAGCGCCUGGCAGCGGACCUGCGCUCCGCCCUGCGGAGCGAGGAGGCGCCGGCCCGCCGUGCAGCACGUGUGACGUGCCGUGUGACGUGGGCACGGCAGAGGCCCCUCGGUCUCCCGACUGGGUGAAAUCACAGGCUAUUUCUUUAGAAAUGUAAGCAGAUUUGAAACUAUAUUUUCAUAUCACAUAUGGUAUGAUUUAAUAUUUUUAUUACUUUUACAAUUAAAUUCCCAGAGUAUUAGUUGGAACUGCAUGAAAAGUUUUUAAAAAGAUAAACUUCAGCUGGGUUUUGGAGACAGGAAAGUCUUGUAAAUUGUGGACAUAUCGAGGCUAAUUCCACCUGUCGUUUGUGUAAUAAAUGUAAAAUAGCAGCAGUAGACUGUGCAAUAUGUACAUACUGUACAUAAGACGAGUAAUAAAGUGUUUGCUACAACAA
This is a messenger RNA of Phyllostomus hastatus (greater spear-nosed bat), 1380 nucleotides long. It is a transcript of the gene ALKAL2, whose product is annotated as ALK and LTK ligand 2. The transcript has 6 exons. The coding region runs from base 312 to 770 and encodes 152 amino acids. Gene Ontology annotation, biological process: positive regulation of ERK1 and ERK2 cascade; positive regulation of ERK5 cascade. NCBI's taxonomy places the organism in Eukaryota, Metazoa, Chordata, Mammalia, Chiroptera, Phyllostomidae. The record is from RefSeq and is a predicted model, not a curated record. Gene Ontology annotation, molecular function: receptor signaling protein tyrosine kinase activator activity; receptor tyrosine kinase binding.